GGUUGAGGGGGGAUAUGGCGGUGGGGGGAGGAGGAGAAGAGGGGGAGAUGGAGAAGGAUUUCGAGGCGAAGCUGCGGGUGCAGCAGGGAGGAGGGAGCGUGCAGAGGACGAACAGUAUCGCGUUUAGGGCCCCGCAGGAGCAGUUCAGCAUCAACGAUUUCGAGCUCGGGAGGAUCUACGGGGUUGGAUCCUACUCAAAGGUAGUGAGGGCAAAGAAGAAGGACACAGGAAAUGUUUAUGCAUUAAAGAUUAUGGACAAGAAAUUUAUUACAAAGGAAAAUAAGAUAUCUAAUGUAAAGCUGGAGCGUAUCGUACUUGACCAGUUAGAUCAUCCAGGAAUCAUCAGAUUAUGUUUCACCUUUCAAGAUACUUACUCUCUUUACAUGGCACUAGAGUCUUGUGAAGGUGGAGAGCUCUUUGACCAAAUUACCAGGAAAGGUCGUCUAUCCGAGGAUGAAGCUCGCUUCUAUGCCGCAGAAGUUAUUGAUGCUUUGGAAUCUUUACAUGGUGUAGGAAUAAUUCAUAGGGAUAUAAAGCCAGAGAAUUUAUUGCUUACUUUAGAUGGGCACAUUAAGAUCGCUGAUUUUGGUAGUGUGAAACCAACAAGGGAUGCUCGAAUCACAGUUCUUCCGGAUGCUGCAACUAAUGAUGAAAAGCCAUGCACUUUUGUGGGAACAGCUGCAUAUAUUCCUCCAGAAGUUCUCAAUUCUUCCCCACCGACUUUUGGAAAUGACAUAUGGGCCCUUGGGUGCACCUUAUAUCAAAUGCUAUCCGGCUCUUCUCCUUUCAAAGAUGCUAGUGAAUGGCUUAUUUUUCAGAGAAUCAUUGCUAGGGACCUUAGAUUUCCCGAGUAUUUUUCAGAUGAAGCGCGAGACUUAAUUGAUAAGCUACUGGAUACUGAUCCGAGCAAAAGGCUGGGUGCUGGACCGGAUGGCUAUGAUGCUCUCAAGAAGCAUCCUUUCUUUAGGGGAAUUGAUUGGAAAAAUAUACGGAAAGCACCUGCACCAAAGCUCGCUGUGGAUACAAGUGCAGGUGAGAACGAGGAUCAGGAUUCUACUUGGAACCUGAAUAUUCCAACGAGUCAUAGUGCUGCCCCUGAAGGAAAUAAUUGUGCCCCAUCUUCUUCUGAAACACAAUCUCACAUGUCUAGGCUAACUUCGAUCGACUCGUUCGACUCUAAAUGGCAGGAAUUUCUUGAGCCUGGUGAGUCUAUCGUCAUGAUUUCGAAGCUAAAGAAGAUUCAGAAACUAACAAGCAAGAAAGUGCAACUGAUCCUCACCAACAGACCUAAAUUAAUAUGUAUUGAUCCUUCCAAGAUGGUCGCCAAGGGGAGUAUAAUCUGGUCUGAUAACCCAACUGAUCUAACCAUCCAAGUAACGAACACUUCGCAUUUUAAGAUAUGCACGCCGAAGAAGAUUUUGUCAUUUGAAGAUGCGAAGCAGCGUGCAUGGCAAUGGAAGAAGGCGAUCGAAGGUUUCCAACGCUGCUGAAUCGCAUACUUAUUGGAAAAGGACUUCUGCAGCACCAAAGGCAUUUCAAGAAAUGCUCGAUGGUGUUUCAAAAAACUACAAAUUUAUACAAAAGCUCAUGGAUUUUUUUUUUUUUAUUAUUUUUUUCCUUCCACAG
Ananas comosus (pineapple) is the source of this 1626-nucleotide messenger RNA. Its product is annotated as 3-phosphoinositide-dependent protein kinase 2-like. The transcript has 11 exons. The coding region runs from base 15 to 1490 and encodes 491 amino acids. The record is from RefSeq and is a predicted model, not a curated record. Gene Ontology annotation, molecular function: ATP binding; protein serine/threonine kinase activity. Gene Ontology annotation, biological process: peptidyl-serine phosphorylation; intracellular signal transduction. NCBI's taxonomy places the organism in Eukaryota, Viridiplantae, Streptophyta, Magnoliopsida, Poales, Bromeliaceae.